AAGAAGAAAAGGUCACCACCAUGAAAAGCAUUCACUCCCUGGCUGGCAUCCUCCUGGUCCUCGGCUUUGUUCAGAGCAGUUGGCAGGUUCCUCUGCGUGAUGCUGAUGACAGCUUAAGUUUUGAGUCAGACAACACAUUAAAUGACGAGCCUGUGGAGUUGUCAAGCAUGAAGAGACACUCAGAGGGAACUUUCUCAAAUGACUACAGUAAAUAUCUGGAGGACAGGAAAGCACAGGACUUUGUUCGGUGGCUGAUGAACAACAAGAGGAGUGGUGCUGCGGAGAAGCGACAUGCAGAUGGCACCUUCACCAGCGAUGUAAGCUCCUUCCUCAAAGACCAGGCAAUCAAAGACUUUGUUGCCAAUCUCAAGUCUGGACAAGUCCAAAGAGAAUCUGAAAUGGAAAGAUGGGGUGAAAGAUUCAGCAAGAGGCACGUAGAUGGAAGCUUCACCAGCGAUGUGAACAAGGUGCUGGAUUCCAUGGCUGCCAAGGAAUAUUUACUCUGGGUCAUGACCUCCAAGCCUUCAGGAGAAAGUAAAAGACAGGCAGAUGAAUGAGAGUCUGCUCCAGGUCGCUCCCUGCAUGCUGCAAACAAAGCCAUACACAGGAGGAAUUGAAAGCCAUACUGCUUUGCAUGAUGUAAUGUCAAAACUAUAUUUAAGUUUUUCUUUUUUACUUUUUUGUGAAUGUAAGGCAAAGACACAAAACAUAUAAAAUACUCUUCCGUAGAAUUUACAGUACACAAAAGAAGAAAUUCAAUUUUACAAUUUUAAAUUAUUUUCUAUAUUUUUAACAUGAACACAAAAACGCUCAAUCUCAGGUAGGCCUAUGGAAAGCACAUCUAGCUUAUGAUUGUCAUUAUAUAUUAAUAUUCUGCUCUGCAAAAUAAAGUUUUCAGUCACAGUUU
Messenger RNA from Oreochromis niloticus (Nile tilapia), 907 nucleotides. Its product is annotated as glucagon-1. The transcript is spliced from 6 exons. Lineage: Eukaryota; Metazoa; Chordata; Actinopteri; Cichliformes; Cichlidae. Gene Ontology annotation, molecular function: hormone activity; glucagon receptor binding. Gene Ontology annotation, cellular component: extracellular region. The record is from RefSeq and is a predicted model, not a curated record. Gene Ontology annotation, biological process: response to starvation. The coding region runs from base 21 to 557 and encodes 178 amino acids.